AACAUUCACAAAGAAGUUUAUAGUUCUUAAUUCCUACUCCUAGCUAAAGUUUUAACCUAACUUUAAAUAAAAAAUAAUAAAAUAAUAAUGGCUCCUCCUACUGCCUCUUUGAAGCCAGUGCAAGAACUUCUUGAAGGAGGCAUUGUGCCUGAAAGUUACCUCCAACAUCAUACUGAUGAUCAUGAUCAACUUUCUGUUCCUUUGAUGGACAUUCCAAUCAUCGAUUAUUCGCUACUUUUUUCAUCAAAUUCUGAUGAACUUCAGAAACUUCGAUCUGCUCUUAGUUCUUGGGGUUGUUUUCAGCUUGUGAACCAUGGAAUGACAAGUGAAUUGCUAGAUGAGGUAAGAGAAAUGGGGAAGGAGUUCUUCAAAUUGCCUUUAGAACAAAAGGAGAAGUACUCUUCAAAAGAUGGUAGCCUUGAAGGUUAUGGAAAUGACAAUUCUAUUCGUCAAGCCAACUUCAAUUGGAAUGAUAAACUUCAUCUUCAAGUCUACCCUCAACAUAAACAUCAAGUCCUCUUUUGGCCUCAAUAUCCUCUAAAUUUCAGGGAAACUUUGCAUGAAUAUUCAGCCAAGACAAAAUUAGUAACUAAUACACUCCUAAAAGCCAUGUCAAGCUCAUUGAAGCUAGAUGAGAAUAGAUUUUAUGAGCUAUGGGGAGAUGAUAAAGAAGAUGAAAUGCAUGCAAGGUUCAAUUUUUAUCCAAGAUGUCCAAAUGCUAGUCAAGUUGUUGGUUUGAAAGCACAUACUGAUGGAUCUGCCAUUACUAUUCUAUUGCAAGACAAAGAUAUUGAAGGACUCCAAGUCUUAAAAGAUAAUCAAUGGUUUAGGGUUCCUAUCAUUCCUCAUGCCCUUGUUAUUCAUGUUGGUGAUCAAUUGGAGAUAGCAAGCAAUGGCAUAUUUAAGAGUCCUAUACACAAAGUGGUCAUAAACCCACAAUGUGAUAGGAUCUCUUUGGCAAUGCUCCCUCUUCCAAACAAAGAGAAAGAGAUUGGACCAUUUAAGGAACUAAUCACCGAAGAUAGGCCUCAAUUAUUCAAAAGACUCAAGGAUUAUGGCCAAGUUUACUUCAAAUACAUGGCUUCUGAGAAAAGGCAAAUUGAGUUUGUCAAAAUUAAUUAUGAUUAGAAUUUAUAUUUAUACACGGUUUAUGUAUAAUUAAGACUAUGUUUUAUUAUUAAAGGUUUAAUUUGACUUAAAUAUGAGUUUGUAUUACCAUUUACCACUAUUAUUACGCUUCUAAAAUAAAUAUGUUUGUUCUAUAUUAUAUGUAUACUAGU
Amaranthus tricolor (Joseph's coat) is the source of this 1280-nucleotide messenger RNA. Its product is annotated as jasmonate-induced oxygenase 4-like. The record is from RefSeq and is a predicted model, not a curated record. The transcript has 4 exons. Bases 88 to 1128 code for a protein of 346 amino acids. NCBI's taxonomy places the organism in Eukaryota, Viridiplantae, Streptophyta, Magnoliopsida, Caryophyllales, Amaranthaceae.